Messenger RNA from Oppiella nova, 725 nucleotides. Lineage: Eukaryota; Metazoa; Arthropoda; Arachnida; Sarcoptiformes; Oppiidae. The record is from the annotation of a GenBank genome assembly.
UUUACGUAUGGAUUUAAAGGCCACUGUUUUUGAAAAAAAAACUUUGACUCAAAGAUUGAUCACAUGUUUUGAUUUGACACCACAUUUGAGUCGAUUAUCACUGAAUUGAUCCAUUAGUCUACUAUCACCCGAACAGGUCCUUGUCACCGAUGGCCCAAACAGCACACACCGUACUGCUGGUCCAGGCCAGUGGGCUCGACACCAGACAAUACUCCGACUACGACAGCCUUAACGACGCCCUCCAGGGCAUUUGUCACAUGUAUGAGCAGCACCUGAAGAAGAUGUUCCCGAAGGACACGGAAAUCCAAUACGAUUUGAGUCAACUCUUCGAGUACAUCGACGCGUUGACUGACUUAAGUCUACUGGUGUUCAAGAGGGCCACCCAUUCAUACGCCCCGCAGACCAAGGAGUGGAUUAAGGAGAAGCUGUAUAUGUUGUUGAGAACGGACACCAAUAAGUCCGACGGCUGAGCGCACGGCCCCCUCCAAGAACUCACUGAUCUGAUCCCUAUCUGGUCCACAUAUGUGUUCACUAUAUUUUGUUGCCAUUUGUUAUAUCAAUACUUUUUUGUAUUCAUUUUGUACAUCAAACAGAUUAUCCUAUUUUAGAUUAUUAUGACAUUAUAUUAAUGAUUGCAUUUUGAUAUAACGUUUACUUAAGAUUUAUAAUUAUACGGUAAUUACUAAUUAUGUUUUGAAAUAAAUAUUGAAAAUAAAGUGUUAAUU